Molecule: messenger RNA, 1197 nt
Organism: Fulvia fulva
Lineage: Eukaryota; Fungi; Ascomycota; Dothideomycetes; Mycosphaerellales; Mycosphaerellaceae
Product: Asparagine-rich zinc finger protein AZF1
Exons: 1
Coding region: 1-1197 (398 amino acids)
Biological process (GO): regulation of transcription by RNA polymerase II
Cellular component (GO): nucleus
Molecular function (GO): RNA polymerase II cis-regulatory region sequence-specific DNA binding; DNA-binding transcription factor activity, RNA polymerase II-specific
Source: RefSeq, a predicted model, not a curated record
AUGGACGUGGCAGGCGUCAUGUCUUCAUUCAACAUGGCUUUCAGGCCGGAUACAUCAGUCAUGCUUUCAUACAUGCAGUCACAAGAGCAAGAGGGAACUACAAUGCACGCACCGUCGAUAGCACCAAGCGAACUGUUGAACACUCAGAUGAAUGCAGAUCUGAGUGUUGGUCUAGGAAUGGAUCCAUCUUAUGCCAACGUAUAUGCCAUGAACCCUGGCUACAACAAUGCCACCUUUGGUAACCUUGUCGCGUGGCCUGCUCCAAUCAACACCAACUUCAACGCAAUGCCGAGACCAGCUAUGAUGCAGACCGACAGUUACAGUAGCCUCGACAGCAAUGAGACAUACAUCAAGAUCGAAGACGAUUCGCCAGCCCACCCAUCGCAAGUUUUCUACAAUGCCAAUGCGUAUGCAUCCAGCCCAGCGUCGCGCACAGGAACAGAUGAGCCUGAAGAGACGAAGCCCACUGUAUUUGCAACCGACAUUGAUACGUUGAUGCGUGCUAUCCAGACAAAAACGGGCUCUGCUACAGAACAACGACAGAAGGAUCAGCCACAAGUUACCAUUACCGAAAUCAGUCCACCGAAGCCGAAGAAGCGAUACGAAUGCGAUGUGUCUGACUGUGGAAAGGCAUUCUAUCAGAAGACGCAUCUCGAGAUUCACACACGAGCACACACAGGCAUCAAGCCAUUUCUGUGCAGAGAACCGUCAUGCGGACAACGAUUCAGUCAGCUGGGCAACCUCAAAACACACGAACGAAGACAUACCGGAGAGCGACCAUACCACUGCGACAUCUGCGGCAAGACGUUCGCACAGCACGGCAAUGUUCGAGCGCACAAGAUCGUGCACACAGCCGCCAAGCCCUUCACGUGUAAGCUGGACAGCUGCAACAAACAGUUCACGCAACUCGGAAACCUCAAAUCGCACCAGAACAAGUUUCACGUGGAGACGAUACGUCGUUUAAAAUCACGAUUUGAGAGCUUCAAGGAGGGCGAUGUUGUCGACACUUGGGAGAAGGAAAUGUGGGAGUAUUUCGCUAGCCUCUACAAUAACUGCAACCAGGGCAUCAAAGGCCGCGGUAAAGAUCGCAGGAUCAGCAAUACUGCGGCUCAAAGGAGGGACAGCAUCGUUAGUAUUGCUGGAUCGUCAAGCGGCAGCCUGAGCGCGGGGCACAGCAUGCCUCAACGAUUAUUCUGA